AUUGUCAUCUCCACAAUGUCAUUUUUUAUAACAUUGACAUUUAUUUUGAAAUGAUGACAUUAUUAUAUUACUAAUUACUUGACAAUGAUGUGUUAUCUAUGACAGUCGCACCAUUUUAAUAUAAUUUUGAUAAUAUUAACAUUAUUUAUUGUGUUAAACGCAUAAGAUUGAGAAGUCAAAUUAGGAGACUGAAGGGAAAACUAUCAAAUAAGCCCCUCUACUUUUUAAAAAAAUCAAUUAGACCCCCCAACUAAAAUUUCACUCAAUUAAACCCUCGAACCUCUUUUUAAAAUAGCAAAUCCCCCCUUUUAACCGAUAGCUCCCAAAUCCCGGUUAGAUUGCACAUGUGGCGUAUGACAUGGCUUUUUUCCUUUCUCUCUUUUUCUUUUUCUCUUUCUUUUUCAUUUUCCUUUUCCAUUUCUUUCCUUUCCUCUGCUUCUUCACUCCCGCACCCUUCUUCCCUGCGCACACCUGCACUUAUUUUCUUCCUUUCCCGUUCUCUUCUUUCCCUACUUCUCCUGCCUCACUUCACCCUUCUCACCUUCCUCCGCCUUCACUCCAGCUCCCUACUUCUCCUCCGUCGACCACGGUGGGACCGAAUUGAAGCUGCGGCAGAUCUGUAAAAGGCCGGCCUUGAGGUCUCACGGAGCACCGUCUCCGAACCGGAAGCUUCAACGGAGCACCUUCACUGACUUCCAAGCCAUCCAAUCGAGGGAAGAGGACGACAGACCCAGCGAGGAGGCGUCCGCCACUCCGACGUGCGAUGGAUACUCCAGAAUCUCCGAAGACGAGGGUUUGUCUCAAGCAACGGUGUGAAGGGACGACGACCGGUCGGUGGGAAUUGGGAGAGGAAAGAAGAAAAUGGGAGAAGAAAGGGUGAAGGAGGAAGGGGGUUGCUGGAAGCCUGUUACGGGCGUAGGAGGAGGAGAAAGGGGAAGGACUAAAGCCAAGGAGAAGGGAAAAAGAAAGGAAAAAGAAAAUGGAAAAAAAUGAAAACUGCCACGUGGGUCACCACGUGUGCACAGUAACCGGGUAAGCAAUUCAUUACCGGUAAAAAGGGGAGAUUUGCCACUUUAAAAUAGGUUGGAGGGUUUGAUUGAGCGAAAUUUCAGUUGGGGGGUGUAAUUGAUUUUUUUUAAAAGUAUGGGGGCUUUUUUGAUAGUUUUCCCGAGACUGAAAUUUUGCCGGAAGAAACCUGCAUCCGGACCUGCGAUGAUGGAUUUCGUAUGUCGCCUGAUGCAUCCCCCCAUAUAAUUUAUAUGUACAGAUUGUAUCACUUUUAUUCGUCAAAGGGCAACUGCAUUAUGGUAGGUGUAAAAUUGAAACCUAGGGUUCCCGAAGACAUUAAUGGGAUUACCCUUGACCCGCAACCCGAUUGGAGCUUUGAUGCUCUGUUAUUGGAGCUCAGUUCAAUUGAAAGGAAGGUUGCUGCAUCUCCAAAGUUUCCAGCAUAUACCAAGAUAUGUUCUCGGGAACAUUAUGAUUCAAAGAGUGGUGCUCUGCGGCAGGGUUUUGUUAUGAAGGCGCCAAGUGAUUGUGAAGAUGAGGUUUCUGAACAAUCUGUCACUCCAGGCAUGCAAAUUACUUGUGAUAACCUUUAUUCAAGGGAACAUUAUGCUUCAAAGAGUGGUGCUCUGCGGCAGGGUUUUGUUAUGAAGGCGCCAAGUGAUUGUGAAGAUGAGGUUUCUGAACAACCUGUCACUCCAGGCAUGCAAAUUACUUGUGAUAACCUUUAUUCAAGUGAUGGUCAAAUUUCCGAAGAUGAGGCAUCUUUUGAAGUAGACCUGCAUCCAAUGGAAAGAGUUGGGUGGGUGGAAGGCGCUUUGUCUGCGCUAACUUGUGAGCAUCGCCUUAACGUUAUGGAAAAUGUGAGAAACAAAAUAUCAGCAUUUCAAACAGCUCUGUUGGAUGAGCACCAUAUAUUUUCAUCUAAGCUUCAAAUGGUUGAGAAGGAUUAUGAAGCAGUAUCGAAAAUAGAUCGAUGGCUUGACAUGCAGUAUCAGCGCAAAACUGCAGAAGCACUUGAAGAUCACUUGAUAUCGGUACGAAGGGAUCAUGAACAUAGAUCCCAAAUAGAAGAAAGGAGAAUAAGACAUGAUGCAGCCCUUGAAUUGGCUGAAAGAACAGAGAAGGCUUUUAAGGAAGAGAUAUGGCUAGAAACAAAUAGAACAGAGCAAGAGGUACAGCCUAAGGUAAUAGAGGAUGUUGGAAAGAAAAAGGAAAAAACAGUAGAACUGGAAGCUCAGAGAAAAGACGUUGAAGAGGCUGCAGAGGAGAAUACCUCUGAGAAUGUUAAGAAUAUUGCUACUGGCCAUCACAAGGUCUCAGACCAGGCAGCGGAGUUCGGACAGAAUGUGCAUAAUUCAUCACAAUCAGCAAGUUCAACACACUUCGGGUCAGCUGAAAUGACUAAUCAAGAAGUAUGCAAGUCCCAACUUGAAAGCAUGGGCAAAGGGAUUUCCCAGUUUCAGCUACUAGUACCAGGACGUAGUAUAAAAGCUGCAAAAAACGCAUUGGAUAUAGAGAAGGAAAGAUCUAUGUUGUAUAUGGAAUUAAUUGUAAAGAACGAGGCGUUGGGGUUAGGCACUAAAACGGAAUAUAAAAGACAUGAGAUUGAAAUCCGUAGAAGGUUAAGAAUCAUAUCAGGUUUGGAACAAAAUGUAAGGGCCAAAGCGGACAAUUUGAUUAAGUUAAUAGAUUAUUCACCAUAUCCUACCAUAAGCAUUGCAAUCUUUGCAAAAGAGAUUAUCAACCGGUUCCUCUUGCUAUGGAUAUUAUCCUUGCUGAAUUGAACAAAAAUUGCAUCUACACAGUUCCAAAGCAUUUAAUGUACUCUCAGUCAGACUUCUUGAACCAAAGAGCUUACUGUAUAGCUAUUGGAUAUCAAGUAGAAGAAGAUGGGAAGAUUGAAACUGAUAGUAGUUACCUAAAUCGGUUAUGUGCCUACAUGAAACUAUACUGGGCUAUUGUUCAGACUGAAGUUGAAGGGUUCCAGAACAUGCAUGGGCAUCGAGAAGGUUGGGCAUGGUUGGCUAGACUCUUAAAUGCAGUUCCGGCAAACGUGUACACUGUUGUGGCCUUAAACGCUUUUCUUGAAGUUGCUGGUUUUGGGCUACACAGAAGAUAUAAGCAUCAUUUUGAGAAGCUAUUGAACAUCCUCACUAGUAGAGACUUCUUGAAAGCUUUGGACGAAGGUCUUCAGUCACACAUAGUGGUCACUGAGCUCCAUAGUUAUUUUGAGUCAAAGGGUGGACAUCUAGCAGAUCACCUACUUUCAAACACUGCUGUAAUAAGUAUAAACACUUGUGUUGCAUAGAGUUGCUUCUAAGUUGUUACAGUUGAAGAUUGAGGCUUUUGAUAAAAAUCUGAACUUCUUAGGACUUGUUUAUGUUUUUAAUCAUUUGUGUAGAACUGAGAUUCAGACGUGUUCGUGUAUGAA
Messenger RNA from Cuscuta epithymum, 3439 nucleotides. Lineage: Eukaryota; Viridiplantae; Streptophyta; Magnoliopsida; Solanales; Convolvulaceae. The record is from the annotation of a GenBank genome assembly.